Aspergillus campestris IBT 28561 is the source of this 828-nucleotide messenger RNA. RefSeq lists its product as uncharacterized. The coding region runs from base 1 to 828 and encodes 275 amino acids. Lineage: Eukaryota; Fungi; Ascomycota; Eurotiomycetes; Eurotiales; Aspergillaceae. The transcript is spliced from 2 exons. The record is from RefSeq and is a predicted model, not a curated record.
AUGUCAGGAGACUCUUGCUGGGCAUGUGAAAUUGCGAAUUCCCAGGCUGUAUAUGUAGUCGCGAGGGAGGAUAUGCAAGAGCCUCUUUGGCGUGACCAAGGUCUUCUCAACUUCUCCUUGACUUCCGCGGACAACGGGAUCCCUCUGUGCUCAACUUGUCAAUACCUGUUCGAGAGACCUGACGAUCCAGGAUUCGUUUUCAUACCUGCCGAUUUACAAUACUUCAUUGACUUCGAGCUUAAGGACCGCGAGAACAGAGAAUUGGCAGCAAGAAAUGGCGAAGCUCUUUCUCGGCAAGUUCCAUCCAGUGAUAUGUACCGCGAGCAUCAAUUGAAGCAAGGCGCUAUCGAAGCCGAGGCAGCCGGCGGCCUCUAUAAGCGAGUUUUCUUGACGAAUUACUCGGCCGGAGAACUAAUCGACCCCGAAGAACAUGGCUUGACGGGGCUAAAAGUCUGGCAUGGAGCGCCCUUGGCGACUCUGCGGCGGGGAAUUCAUGCCCUGGGUAGCGCCAGAGUCUACCAGAUGGACCCAAAGACGAUUGCCCAACUGGAAACCCUACGAAGUCUUUACUUCAAGUGCACUCGAGAGUCCUCUCUGGAGGUUAGGAGCACACAGGCCCAGCCAGACCUCCAGCGCAAGGAAAGGGAGGCCCGUGAGGAGGAUGAAUUUGGCGUACCAAGCAACUUGAAGAUGCUCAAGAUAGAACACCACCACUUGUACACCGAUUUUGAAGACCGACCUAUUCCUCAGGAGGAAUGGACUUUUACGCCUAAGUUAACUACAGGAGAAAUCAUCGACCGCUACUUGGACGCUGUUCGUUCUCCCUGA